ACCAAUAUGGCUCCCCAACUCCUCCCGGGGCGGGGGCAAACACCGGAAGUGGGUGUGACAGGGACGGAAGCGGAGCGGGCUUCCAAAUGAUGAUAUUGGGGAGGGGGAAACGUAGGCUUCAGAGCGAUGAUCCCCCCACAAGAGGCGUCCGCCCGGCGGCGGGAGAUUGAAGAUAAGCUGAAGCAGGAGGAGGAGACGCUGUCCUUUAUCCGAGACAGCCUGGAGAAGAGCGACCAGCUCACCAAAAACAUGGUGUCCAUCCUGUCAUCCUUUGAGAGCCGACUCAUGAAGCUGGAGAACUCCAUCAUCCCUGUGCACAAGCAAACAGAGAAUCUGCAACGAUUGCAGGAGAACGUUGAGAAGACGCUAUCCUGCCUGGACCAUGUCAUCAGCUACUACCAUGUGGCUAGUGACACGGAGAAAAUCAUCAGGGAAGGCCCCACAGGUCGGCUGGAGGAGUACUUGGGAAGCAUGGCUAAAAUUCAGAAGGCUGUAGAAUAUUUCCAGGACAAUAGCCCAGACAGCCCAGAGCUCAACAAAGUGAAGCUUCUGUUUGAGAGGGGGAAGGAGUCACUGGAGUCUGAGUUCCGAAGCCUGAUGACCCGGCAUAGUAAGGUUGUCUCCCCUGUGCUCAUCCUGGACCUCAUCAGUGGUGAUGAGGAGCUGGAGGUCCAGGAGGACGUGGCCCUGGAGCACCUGCCUGAAAGCGUGCUCCAGGAUGUGGUCCGCAUCUCCCUCUGGCUGGUGGAGUAUGGCCGAAACCAAGAUUUCAUGAAUGUCUACUACCAGAUACGCUCCAGCCAGUUGGACCGCUCCAUCAAGGGCCUAAAGGAGCAUUUCCGGAAAAGCAGUUCUUCCUCUGGGGUUCCCUACUCCCCUGCUAUCCCCAACAAGAGGAAGGACACACCCACGAAGAAGCCGAUCAAGCGGCCAGGGACGAUCCGUAAGGCUCAGAACCUUCUGAAACAGUAUUCCCAGCAUGGUCUAGAUGGGAAAAAGGGGGGCUCUAACCUCAUUCCUCUGGAAGGUCACGAGCAUGAUUUCCGAGUUAAGCACCUGUCUGAGGCCCUGAACGACAAGCACGGGCCACUGCCCGGGAGAGACGACAUGCUGGACGUGGAGACUGAUGCCUACAUUCACUGUGUCAGUGCCUUCGUCAGGCUGGCCCAGAGCGAGUACCAGCUGCUGAUGGACAUCAUCCCUGAGCAUCAUCAGAAGAAAACCUUUGAUUCCUUGAUACAGGAUGCACUGGAUGGGCUGAUGCUCGAGGGCGAGAACAUUGUGUCCGCUGCCCGGAAGGCCAUCAUUCGCCAUGACUUCUCCACGGUGCUCACAGUCUUCCCCAUCCUGAGGCAUCUCAAGCAGACCAAGCCUGAGUUUGACCAGGUGCUCCAGGGCACAGCCGCCAGCACCAAGAACAAGCUGCCCGGCCUCAUCACCUCCAUGGAGACCAUUGGAGCCAAAGCACUGGAGGACUUUGCAGACAACAUCAAGAAUGAUCCAGACAAGGAGUACAACAUGCCCAAGGAUGGCACCGUGCACGAGCUCACCAGCAAUGCCAUCCUCUUCCUGCAGCAGCUUCUGGACUUCCAGGAGACAGCAGGCGCCAUGCUGGCCUCCCAAGUUCUUGGGGACACAUACAAUAUUCCUUUAGACCCCCGAGAGACCAGUUCUUCGGCCACCAGCUACAGCUCUGAGUUUAGCAAGCGACUGCUGAGCACCUAUAUCUGUAAAGUCCUGGGCAACCUGCAGCUAAACUUGCUGAGUAAGUCCAAGGUGUAUGAAGACCCAGCACUGAGCGCUAUCUUCCUGCACAACAACUACAACUACAUCCUCAAGUCCCUGGAGAAAUCUGAGUUGAUCCAGCUGGUGGCUGUGACCCAGAAGACUGCUGAGCGCUCCUACCGGGAGCACAUUGAGCAGCAGAUCCAGACCUAUCAGCGCAGUUGGCUAAAGGUGACUGACUACAUCUCAGAGAAGAAUCUACCUGUGUUCCAGCCUGGAGUCAAGCUUCGGGAUAAGGAGCGGCAGAUGAUCAAGGAGCGUUUUAAGGGCUUCAAUGAUGGCCUUGAAGAAUUGUGCAAGAUCCAGAAGGCCUGGGCUAUUCCAGACACAGAGCAGAGGGACAAGAUUCGACAGGCCCAGAAAAACAUUGUCAAGGAGACGUAUGGGGCCUUUCUGCACAGGUACAGCAGCGUGCCCUUCACCAAGAACCCUGAGAAGUACAUCAAGUACCGUGUGGAGCAGGUGGGCGACAUGAUCGAUCGCCUUUUUGACACCUCUGCUUAAGCCUGCCAGUGUCUCUGCCUGGUUCCAUCAGACUAGCCAUGUCGUUGGACAGAUAAACCAGUGUUAAUUUGCCUCUGGGCUGGUGAGUUUGCAGUCCUGUGGGACAGAGACUUUUCUUCACUGCCCCAUCCAAGAGCCCUGUCCCUGCCCUCUAGUCCUGGUAUCUGCUUCUUCCCUGCACCCCAUGUUCCCCUUCAAACCAGCACUUUCCCAGGAUGCUGGAACCUUUCAAACCUUGAGUUUUAUGUCUGAGCACAGCGAGCCAGGGCCAUGUGAUGCCUUGAGAUAGGAGAGAAGGAAGCCAGAGGCCCAUGCCUGGAGCUGCUUCAUGUAUCCCCCAGCUUGAGGGCAGACCUCCCCAGCCUAGUUCAGACCUAGAGAUGGAAAACUGCCAUCCAGCCAAGAAAUGUGAGUGGGGCUCAGAGGAGCAGGCCACAUCCUAGCCAGGGGGAGGACCUAGAAAAAGCAGUCAGGGUUAACUCCUUUCCUUGGAUAUAGUGCAUUGUCCACAGACUCAAGCUCUGGGGAUGUUCAGCCUCCCCAAAGUUCUCUAGGUGGCAAGGAGGAGUGCUCUCUGGUCUGUUCCCUGCAGAGUCCAGCAUGCUGUAGGAAGCAUGUGGAGAAGUUCUGACCCACCUCGGAGGCCAGCCACUCAGCUCCUGUCUCCCAGUCCCCAGUAUCAGGACCUCCUGGCCCAGGGCCAGACAGUAGCAGUCACAGAAGGAGCAGUUAAGCUGUGUGUGUGUGCUUGGAGAUUAGUGGACAAUGGUGAGCAGUCCAGAAGCAAAGUAGGAGGUCAAGGCUGUGAAGUCAGACCCUGCCUACUUAGCACAAGCACGACAGCUGAGUUCAAUGAAGGCUGACACUGGAGGUGCACUUGCACUUGGGUGAGGGGUUUAUUUCCACUCUGCUCUGCUUGUAUGCAUGCAGAGCCAGAAACUCACAGUACUUGGGGCCCUGCAGGGUUAGGGGAGAGCCAGCUCUCCUUUCCCUCUUUCCAGAGACCCUUCUCUGGCCCUCUCUCCCAGCCGUGAGGUGCCACACUGCCUCCUAUGGUCUGCCGGCCCUGGCCCUGCCCUGUUACAGCCUGGGCUGCCCACCGUGGGGAACAGCCUCACCAGGGGCUGGGUCAGACUUGCAUGUUGCCCACAUCCAGAUUCCAACAAAGAGGAACUGGCUGCACACCACGCUGGCCACAUAUAUGAGGAAGAAGGUGUGGUCAGCAGCCUCAGCCCAGCUCCUCGAGCCUUUUCCUCCUCUUGAGGAUGCUGUGGGGGAAGAAGGAGGGAAAGGAGCUUUCUGCAGAUCUCCUCCAACAUACUCUUGCAGAGCAGGCCUCUAAGUCUCUAUUAGCUUCUCAACUAAUAAAAGUUUGGGUCUGGCCUGUCCUAAGCCACCUCCAGGAGAAGAAAUACCCUCUUAGAGAUCUCUGGGAUUAAUUCAGGGUCUGAGGUGACCUUGGCCUUUAGGGAGGCUAAGCUGGCUGGCUGUUCCAGACAGGCCUGCUUCAUCCCAGGGAGGCCGCAGUGGAUCCUGGGGACAGUAGAUCCAGCCCAGUGAGUGCAGGUAGCUCCAAUAUACUCAGCCGCCCCCGAGCCUUGGCCCAGUCCUGCCGGUGCUGCCCUGUCAAACCUGCUCCAGGCCUCAUUCUCACCCCCUUCCUGGAAGGGCCCUUUGCUCCUGCUCACCUUCAGAAUUAGGCCCUGGGUUCUCCUGAUCUCUCUGUUCCUCCCUUGGGACUGGGUUGGGGCUGCUUUUGUUCUUAAGGCUGUCCCGGGCCAGCAGCCCAGCCAGCAGCACCGUCUCCAUGGUGCUGAGGAAGAGCAGCAGCAGCAGGACUGUGAAGUAGUAAACUGGAGGUGGGAAAGGACUUGAGGGACCAGGCCUGGCUGGGUUGCAGCUCACAGCUCGGGUGACAACAGGUCAGGGACAGGCUACAUGGAACGGGAGGGAGCAGGGCUUACUGAGCAGUGGGUUGCAGGAAGAGGAGCUGGGCAGGGCCUGCACCAGGGAAGAGUGGAAGACGAGGUAGCCCAGCAGCAGUGUCACCUUGUAGGCAAUGCGCUCAGUGGCCCGGAGGGGCAGCAGCCCCCCACACACAUCAGCUAAGAGCAGCGCCUCUCCAGGUACCAGCAGCGAUAUGAUGGACUCUAGUGCUGUGUUCUUCAGGCUCAUCUGGAAGGGAAAAAGUUGAACCUUUCCCGGGAUGUGGAGGGGGCGGGCAGCACGGGGAUGGUCACGGCCCUGACUGUGCCCCCUCAUUGCCCUCCAUCAGCUUCUGCCAGCCCCUUCCCAGUUUGACUCACCAUCACCUGGAAGCAGGGUACUGAAUGCUGGGAUGGGACUUGGAUUUUCAAAUCAUAAACUACGUAUUCUCUCUUGACA
Messenger RNA from Heterocephalus glaber (naked mole-rat), 4674 nucleotides. RefSeq names its product exocyst complex component 7 (gene Exoc7). The record is from RefSeq and is a predicted model, not a curated record. Lineage: Eukaryota; Metazoa; Chordata; Mammalia; Rodentia; Bathyergidae. Gene Ontology annotation, cellular component: exocyst. Gene Ontology annotation, molecular function: phosphatidylinositol-4,5-bisphosphate binding. Gene Ontology annotation, biological process: exocytosis.